Messenger RNA from Chrysochloris asiatica (Cape golden mole), 447 nucleotides. It is a transcript of the gene SSBP1, whose product is annotated as single-stranded DNA binding protein 1, mitochondrial. Gene Ontology annotation, cellular component: mitochondrial nucleoid. Lineage: Eukaryota; Metazoa; Chordata; Mammalia; Afrosoricida; Chrysochloridae. The transcript has 6 exons. Gene Ontology annotation, biological process: mitochondrial DNA replication; positive regulation of helicase activity. Bases 1 to 447 code for a protein of 148 amino acids. The record is from RefSeq and is a predicted model, not a curated record. Gene Ontology annotation, molecular function: single-stranded DNA binding.
AUGUUCCGAAGACCUGUACUGCAGGUGGUCCGUCAGUGUGUGAGACAUGAGUCCGAAACGGCUGCCAGUCUGGUUCUGGAACGAUCUCUGAACCGCGUGCAGUUACUUGGCCGAGUGGGUCAGGACCCUGUCAUGAGGCAGGUGGAAGGAAAAAACCCAGUCACCAUAUUUUCUCUAGCAACUAACGAGAUGUGGCGGUCAGGGGACAGUGAAGUGUACCAGACAGGUGACGUCAGUCAGAAGACUACGUGGCACAGGAUAUCCGUCUUCCGGCCAGGCCUCCGAGACGUCGCCUAUCAGUACGUGAAGAAAGGGUCUCGAGUGUAUGUGGAAGGGAAAGUAGACUACGGUGAAUACAUGGAUAAAAAUAAUGUGAGACGACAGGCAACGACCAUCAUAGCAGAUAACAUCAUAUUUCUGAGUGACCAGACGAAGGAGAAGGUAUAG